AUGGGAGACGCUCAUAUGGCGGAGUUCGGGCCCGCAGCCCCUUACCUGAGGAAGUCGGACAGAGAGCGUCUGGAGGCCCAGACCCGUCCCUUCGACAUGAAGAAGGAAUGUUUUGUGCCUGACACCGAAGUGGAAUUUGUCAAGGCUUCCAUCACCAGCAGAGAUGGUGACAAAGUCACCGCUGACACUGCGAACGGGAAGGUUAGUAAGCUGUGAGAGAGCUGCUCAACCAGGACACCUAGUGAUGAUAAGAUUAUAUUUUAACAAAAUAUGACUUUAUAUGCAAUAUGACACCAAUAAUGCCAGAAACUACUGGAUCUAAACACUUCUGUGCUACAUUUACUGUAAUUUUUUGGGGGGGGAAAUGUAACUGUCUAAUACUCCAUUUUGAUGUACUGUUGGUGAACUACUGUUUUAAAAAUGACUGACAAAUAGUUCAACAGUACUUGCUUUUGUGACACUGAUCAUUUAUUUUUACAGACUGUGACUGUGAAGGAGUGUGACGUCCACCCUCAGAACCCGCCAAAGUUUGAUAAAAUUGAAGACAUGGCGAUGUUCACCUUCCUUCAUGAGCCAGCUGUGCUGUUCAACCUCAAAGAGCGUUAUGCAGCAUGGAUGAUCUACGUGAGUUCACACAUGCUGGAUUUAUUCUCAAUUUCUUAACACUGUGGAAUAAAACAAAGUAGAUAUUCUGACCUGAAGAGGUACUAUCUCUAAUAAAUCAAAAUCCAACUGAAUAGCCUAUCAGCCAAACACCCAACAAGCAUUUUUUGGUAUUCAGACCCCUUCCCCUUUUCCGUAUUUUGUUACAUUACAGCCUUAUUCUAAAAUUGAUUAAAUAAAUAAAAAAUCUCAUCAAUCUACACAAUACCCCAGAAUGACAAAGCGAAAACAGAUUUUUAGAAAUUUUUGCAAACUUAUACAAAAACCUGAAAUACCUUAUUUACAUAAGUAUCAGACCAUUGGCUAUGAGACUCAAAAUUGAGCUCAGGUGCAUCCUGUUUCCAUUGAUCAUCCUUGAAUUUUUUCUACAACUUGAAUCGAGUCCACCUGUGGUAAAUUCAAUUGAUUGGACAUGAUUUGGAAAGGCACACACCUGUCUAAAUAAGGCAUAAAUGGUUAAAUAAAUAAAAAGUCUAUAUAAGGUCCCAGGGUUGACAGUGCAUGUCAGAGCAAAAACCAAGCCAUGGGGUUGAAGAUAUUGUCCAUAGAGCUCUGAGACAGGAUUGUGUCGAGGCACACAUCUGGGGAAGAAGUUCUUAAAUGGAAGAAUUUGGAACAACCAAUACUCUUCCUAGAGCUGGCCACCCGGCCAAACUGAGCAAUCGGUGGAGAAGGGCCUUGGUCAGGGAGGUGACCAAGAACCCGAUGGUCACUCUGACAGAGCUCCAGAGUUCUGUGGAGAUGGGAGAACCGUCCAGAAGGACAACCAUCUCUGCAGCACUCCACCAAUCAGGCCUUUAUGGUACAGUGGCCAGACGGAAGCCACUCCUCAGUAAAAGGCACAUGACAGCCCGUUUGGAGUUUGCCAAAAGGCACCUAAAGGACUCUGAGACCAUGAGAAACAAGAUUCUCUGGUCUGAUGAAACCAAGAUUUAACUAUUUGGCGUGAAUGCCAAGCGUCACGUCUGAAGGAAACCUGGCACCAUCCCUACGGUGAAGCAUGGUGGUGGCAGCAUCAUGCUUUGGGGAUGUUUUUCAGCGGCAGGGACUGGGAGACUAGUCAGGAUCGAGGGAAAGAUGAACAGAGCAAAGUACAGUGAGAUCCUUGAUGAAAACCUGCUCCAGAGCGCUUUGGACCUCAGACUGGGGCAAAGGUUCACCUUCAAACAGGACAAUGACCCUAAGCACACAGCCAAGACAACACAGGCGUGGCUUCUGGACAAGUCUCUGAAUGUCCUUGAGUGGCCCAGCCAGAGCCCAGACUUGGACCUGAUCGAACAUCUCUGGAGAGACCUGAAAAUAGCUGUGCAGCGACGCUCCCCAACCAACCUGACAGAGCUUGAGAGGAUCUGCAGAGAAGAAUGGGAGAAACCAAAUACAGGUGUGCCAAGCUUGUAGCAUCAUACCCAAGAAGACUUGAGGCUGUAAUUGCUGCCAAAGGUGCUUCAACAAAGUACUGAGUAAAGCGUCUGAAUACUUAUGUAAAUGUGAUAUUUCUAAAAACCUGUUUUUGCUGUGUCAUUAUGGGGUAUUGUGUGUAGAUUGAAGAGGAAAGAAAACAAUUUUAUCCAUUUUAGAAUAAGGCUGUAAUGUAACAAAAUGUGGAAAAAGUCAAUGAGUCUGAAUACUUUCCGAAUGCACUGUAUACCCAACCAAUCUUAGAUUCAACUGCACAACAAUCUGGUUAGGCCAAGUAAUCACAAUAAUAAAUGUAGGCCUAAUAUCAUACUCUGUAUUUUAUCAUACUCUAUGAAAUAUGAACUUUCAGUUUUUGUAUUUUGACUCCUUCCUGUUUCUACAGACCUACUCCGGGCUGUUCUGUGUCACUGUCAACCCCUACAAGUGGCUGCCAGUGUAUAACCAGGAGGUGGUCUCAGCCUACAGAGGCAAGAAGAGGAGUGAAGCUCCUCCUCACAUCUUCUCUAUCUCCGAUAACGCUUAUCAGUACAUGCUGACAGGUAAACUCACUAAGAUGACUAACAAUAUCUUAUUCAACUUUUACCCAAUAGAUAUUCAAACAUUACGGUACUAAUAGAGUAGUAUAUUCUAAGAAAAAAAUAUGUGACCAUGUCCUUAUAUCUAUUUCAGACAGGGAGAACCAAUCCAUUCUUAUCACGUGAGUUUUCUCUCCUUUUCAUCAAGCUGAAUUUGUCUCCUCUUUUUAGGUCUUACAUUGUCUGACAGUGACAUCGAAGUGUUGCUACUGUAUAUAAUCAUAAUGUGGCUGUACACUGUGAUAAAUGGAUGGAUUAAUUGGAAAGUAUUGCAUUGACAAACCAAUGAAAUUUAAAUAUUUGUGUUAUUUUAACUACCUCAAUUUGGACUGUUGUGUUGAUACAUCUGAUUAACAGUGGAUAAAACAUGCACUUUGAAUUCAGUGACAGGCAUCCUGUGAUUCCUGAUAAGAAGAAGGAACUUUUAAAAAACAUUGAAGCCUGGUUGGAGGCUGAGGGCAAAUUAAGGUUGAACAGUCAGUACAUGCCAGCAUUGGUGAAUGGAGGAAAUAUUAAUGGUGAUACGAUGGGCCAUGGCUGGUACGGUCUAACACAGCUUACCAAUUGAAAAGGACUUGGCUGAGAUCAUUAAGAUUGAGCAUCUACGCUAAAAUAAAAGCCCAUAGGGCUAACAUUGUGUUUGCAUGGGACUUCUUGCUCUUGCUUGAUGUUGGGCACCAGGAGAAAAGCGAUAUUAUAUCUUGAAAACUUGAAUGUUGACAUGCAACAUUUUGUAGGAUUGUAUCAAAAGUGGACUAAUGAAGAAUAUACAAGAAAAUGGUUUUCGUAUGGCUGUUUUUUAGGGGAUGGGGGACUAGUGAGCUAAUUGUUGCCCUUAGGGUGUAGCUCAGUUGGUAGAGCGUGGCGCUUGCAACGCCAGGGUUGUGGCUUCGAUUCCCACGGGGGAUUAGUAUGAAAAAAGUAUGAAAAUGGAUGCAUUCACUGCUGUAAAUCGCUCUGGAUAAGAGCAUCUGCUAAAUGACUUAUUUUACUGUUGUAUACUGUAUUUGUAUCCUCAGUGGAGAAUCUGGUGCUGGGAAGACUGUCAACACCAAGAGAGUCAUUCAAUACUACGCCAGUAUUGCAGCUGUAGGAGGAAAGAAGGAUACAGCCUCUGAGAAAAAGGUUAGCUUGUUGAAUAAACAGAUAACAUGUUCUCUAAUGGCACCUUACCCUGUAUUUUGACUGUUACUGUAAUCAAAACACUGCAAUGAAUACUUCCAGGGGACUCUGGAGGAUCAAAUCAUCCAGGCUAACCCAGCUCUGGAGGCAUUUGGUAACGCCAAGACCAUUAGAAAUGACAACUCCUCAAGAUUCGUACGUUUCUAUCCACAGACCAUUAUGAUCACACUACCAUUGAAACAUACAACAUAUGAUACAAGGCACAUAAUAUAUUCACUAUAUAUGUUAAUUGUAUGCCAAAAUGAAUGAUUGGUUCUCUUGAACUUUUCUUCAGGGCAAAUUCAUCCGAAUUCAUUUUGCUGCUAGUGGAAAGCUAGCCUCUGCAGACAUUGAGACUUGUAAGGAAUAUUCAAAUCAAAUCAUCUAUCAACUAUUCUCAUAUAUACAAUAAUGUUAAACUGCUUCCUUCAAUAAACUUUUCCGUCUUGCAUUAUUACAGAUUUGUUAGAGAAGUCCCGUGUGACUUUCCAGCUCAAGGCUGAGAGAGACUAUCACAUUUUCUACCAGAUUCUGUCCCAAAGGAAACCAGAGUUGCUUGGUAAAUAAAGAAUACUGCCAUCCAUGUACUAACUAAAACAUACCCUUGCUCGGAUCUCACUAGAUUUGACAGAAUCUGACAUUUCUGUUUGCUUUUCAGAGAUGUUGCUCAUCACCAACAACCCCUAUGACUACCAAUUCAUCUCCCAAGGAGAGACAACUGUAGCCUCCAUCGAUGAUGGUGAUGAGUUGUGUGCCACUGAUGUGAGUAAAGAUUGAUGGUUGGUUCAUCUGGUGCCAUAUCUGUUUUAAGUGUAUUACCUUAAUGUAUUUAUUGGUGCACUGGUAGCAUACUAUCUCUCUCUUUUUCUCAUUUAGGAAGCGUUUGAUGUCCUGGGCUUCACUCAGGAGGAGAAGAAUGGCAUUUACAAGCUGACUGGUGCCAUCAUGCACUAUGGCAACAUGAAGUUCAAGCUGAAGCAGCGUGAGGAGCAGGCAGAGGCUGAUGGCACUGAGGGUGAGGGGGACUUAAUUAAGCAAACAAACCUCAGUGUUGAUGAUACAUCUUAAAGACAGUAAGUUAACUAAUAUUAUAAUGUAUCGUUUCAUUUUAUUUCUCCUAAGAUGCUGACAAAGUGUCAUAUCUGAUGGGCCUGAACUGUUCUGACCUCAUCAAGGGUCUCUGUCACCCAAGGGUCAAAGUAGGGAACGAGUGGGUCACCAAGGGGCAAACUGUCCAACAGGUGAGUCAGAAAUGACUUAUAACAAAGAUCUGAAAACGCUAAGAACUCAGAGCUCAAUGUUAAUCAGGAAAGGUUCAUAACCAUAACAAUAACGUUUUUUCUAUUUAAUUAAAGGUGAACUAUUCCAUUGGUGCACUGUCAAAGUCAGUGUAUGAAAAGAUGUUCCUCUGGAUGGUGGUGAGAAUCAACCAAUCCUUGGACACCAAGCAGCCUCGCCAGUACUUCAUUGGUGUAUUGGACAUUGCUGGGUUUGAGAUCUUUGAUGUGAGCUGAAGUGAUAUUCAAUAUGAUACUUGAUUUUUUUAAAUAUUUUUUUUUACCUCAAUCUAUUAGGAAUACUUCCAAGUUGUAAAACGAUUUGUUAUAUACAGUAACUUAAGUUCACCUCUCUGCUGCAGUACAACACCUUUGAACAGCUCUGCAUCAACUUCACCAAUGAAAAGCUGCAACAGUUUUUCAACCACCACAUGUUUGUGCUGGAGCAAGAGGAGUACAAGAAAGAGGGAAUUGAAUGGGAGUUCAUUGACUUUGGCAUGGACUUGCAGGCUUGCAUUGACCUUAUUGAAAAGGUAAGAAGUAGUUAUGUUUUUCAAUAAGACAAGUGCACCUACACACAUCUAAAUGUUAUCAGGGUAUCAGUAACACUGCUCAUAUUUGUCUUCCCCUCAGCCAAUGGGUAUCAUGUCCAUCCUUGAAGAGGAGUGCAUGUUCCCCAAGGCCAGCGAUGCUACCUUUAAAUCCAAGCUUUACGACAACCAUCUUGGAAAAUCCAACAACUUCCAGAAGCCCAGGCUUAUGAAAGGGAAACCAGAGGCUCAUUUCUCCCUGAUUCACUAUGCUGGUACUGUGGACUACAAUAUUUUCAACUGGCUGGUGAAGAACAAGGAUCCACUGAAUGAGACUGUGGUCGGACUGUUCCAGAAGUCUAACCUCAAAUUGUUGACAGUGCUCUUCCAGAAUUAUGCUGGAACAGAUGCUGGUAUGCAUAUUUAUAAAAUAUAAACCAGUUCUGAAAGCACCUAGAUCAGUCCUUUACAAUAGGCAUUGUCCAGUCAAAUACAUCUAAUAAGAUAAAGUACAUUUUUAAGACGUUAUUUGAAAUCCAUUGUACUUCUCAGCUGAUGAUAGCAAGGCUAGUGGAAAGAAGAAGAAGGGAUCAUCCUUUCAGACUGUGUCUGCCUUGCACAGGGUGAGUAUGAAAAACUAAUCAAACUGUGGUGUCUAUUUAUUCAGAUUUACAGUUACAUGCAUGGUUGUAUUGCUUCUACAGGAAAACCUGAACAAGCUGAUGACCAACUUGAGGUCUACUCACCCUCACUUUGUGCGCUGCAUCAUCCCCAAUGAGACCAAGACUCCUGGGGCCAUGGAGAAUCCUCUGGUCAUGCACCAGCUGCGCUGUAACGGUGUGCUGGAAGGCAUCAGGAUCUGCAGAAAAGGCUUUCCCAAUAGGGUCCUGUAUGGAGACUUCAAGCAGAGGUAUACUAUACAUAGGUUCAACUGAAUUGGGAAACAGAUCUUCUUUUGUAAUAUGUAUUAUAUUCAAGACUAUGUAAUGCUUCAUAUAGAUACCGUAUCCUGAAUCCUGCUGCCAUCCCUGAAGGACAGUUUAUUGACAGCAAGAAAGGAGCUGAGAAAUUACUUGGGUCUUUGGAUAUUGAUCACACUCAAUACAGAUUUGGACACACUAAGGUAGAACUUUCAUAAGGAUUGUCAUACACAAUAUACAUAUAUUCUGAUGAAGAAGCAAAUAUACAUACAUUUUCAAAUGGAAUAUUUCCCAAAAGUGAAAGUGCCCAAAUGUUAAACAAUAUGGGUUAAUUCUGUAUAUAGGGAGAUGAUUUAGAUAUGCUCUACUUGAAAUCUCUUUAAGGUGUUCUUCAAGGCUGGUCUACUUGGUCAGCUGGAGGAGAUGAGAGAUGACCGUUUGUCCCUCAUUAUCACUGGAAUCCAGUCCAGAGCACGCGGUCUGCUGGCUAGAGCUGAAUUCCAGAAGAUUGUUGAACGAAGGUAAGCAUAAACAGUCACAAAUGACUUAGGAUUCUUUUAAACUAUAUCUAUAUCAAAUUCACAUUGUAGUUCCAUGCAAUAUCUGCUAAACUAUAUUUGUAAUUGUUCACAGAGAUGCAUUACUUGUGAUCCAAUGGAAUGUACGUGCCUUCAUGGGGGUCAAGAAUUGGCCCUGGAUGAAGCUAUUCUUUAAGAUCAAGCCUCUGCUGAAAUCCGCUGAGUCUGAGAAGGAGAUGGCCAACAUGAAGGAGGAGUUCUUGAAGCUAAAAGAGGCUUAUGCAAAGUCUGAGGCUCGCAGGAAGGAACUAGAAGAGAAAAUGGUCUCUCUUCUCCAAGAGAAAAAUGACUUACAGCUUUCAGUUCAGGCGGUGAGUUAAAGAUAUCAUCCCAUAAAUGAAGUAAUAUGCAUCAGAAUUGUGAUCCUUGCAAUAAUACUUAGAAAUUGUCAUUAAGCUAAUGAAACCUUUCAAAAUAGGAGCAAGAUAAUCUUUGCGAUGCUGAGGAAAGAUGUGAACAACUGAUCAAACACAAGAUUCAGUUGGAAGCCAAAUCCAAAGAGCUGACAGAGAGACUGGAGGAUGAAGAGGAGAUGAAUGCAGAACUGACCGCUAAGAAGAGGAAACUGGAGGACGAGUGCUCUGAGAUAAAGAAGGACAUUGAUGAUCUGGAGCUCACUCUGGCUAAAGUGGAGAAGGAGAAGCAUGCCACUGAGAACAAGGUCACUUUCACCUCUAUGUUCAUAAAACAAAUAAAAACUGUGGUUAUGUUGUUUGUUCAAACUUCACUUCCUAUUCACAGGUGAAGAACCUGACUGAGGAAAUGGCAGCUCUGGAUGAAAUCAUUGCUAAGCUGACCAAGGAGAAGAAAGCUCUCCAGGAGGCUCAUCAGCAAACGCUGGACGACCUGCAGAGUGAGGAGGACAAAGUCAACACUCUAACCAAGGCAAAGGCUAAGCUGGAGCAACAAGUUGAUGACGUGAGUACUUGAUGUUGUUUUGUUAGCGAUAAAGGAUAGAAAUACAGCAGAAAUCAAAUUGAUAAAACAGUAGUGUGUUUUGUGAUGAUGUUCCCCAGCUUGAAGGUUCUCUGGAGCAAGAGAAGAAGGUCCGAAUGGAUCUUGAAAGAGCCAAGAGGAAGCUUGAGGGAGACUUGAAGUUGACCCAGGAAAGCCUAAUGGACCUGGAGAAUGAUAAACAGCAACUAGAGGAGCGUCUUAAGAAGUAUGUUAAACUUUCUUUUCCAGUUUAUAUCAUUCAUGCCUUUAUUUGUUAAUUUGCCAACAAAAAAAUGCCUUUCGGCCACAGGAAAGACUUUGAGGUCAGCCAGCUGAACAGUAAAAUAGAAGAUGAACAAGCAGCUAACAUUCAGCUUCAGAAGAAACUGAAGGAGCUUCAGGUAAUUGAUCAUGUGUAAUUGAAUGUGUAACCAUGAUAAUGAAUGAAAAUACACAUUAUUUUGACUUAAGUCACCUCCAAAUAAUCUUUCAAUCUUUUCCCCCUCGCUAGGCACGAAUUGAGGAGCUGGAGGAAGAGCUUGAGGCAGAAAGAGCUGCCCGAGCCAAGGUGGAGAAGCAAAGAGCAGACUUGGCCAGAGAGCUGGAGGACAUCAGUGAGAGGCUGGAGGAGGCUGGUGGAGCCACAUCUGUCCAGAUUGAGAUGAACAAGAAGAGGGAGAAUGAGUUCCUGAAGCUCCGCAGAGACCUUGAAGAGGCCACUCUGCAGCACGAGGCUACAGCUGCCACACUCAGGAAGAAACAAGCUGACAGUGUCGCUGACCUUGGGGAACAAAUAGACAACUUGCAGAGAGUGAAGCAGAAACUGGAGAAAGAAAAGAGCGAGCUCAGGCUUGAACUUGAUGAUGUGGUCUCCAACAUGGAACAUAUUGUGAAGUCCAAGGUAUGGCCCCAUUUCAUUAUCUGGUCUUUUUGUUUCUCAUCAGAUGUGAUGCAUGAUGGAUUAUUUAAAAACUCACAUUUGUCUUGAUAUCAUGCACUUCAUUUCAGACCAAUUUAGAGAAGGCAUGCAGGACCUUGGAAGAUCAGAUGAGUGAAUAUCGGGCAAAGUAUGAGGAGGGCAUGCGCAGUAUCAAUGACUUCAGCAUGUGUAAAGCUAGGCUGCAGACAGAGAAUGGUACGUUUCUUUUCUCUUAUGACAAAUGAUCAUCAAUAUUAGAAAACAAUGCCUUCCUCCACACUGAUCAAGGCGGUGAAAUUGUUCUUAACAGUUUCGUAAUUUACUUCACUAGGUGAGCUUUCCAGGCAGCUUGAGGAGAAGGAUUCCCUUGUAUCUCAGUUAAGUAGAGGGAAGCUGUCCUACACUCAGCAGAUUGAGGACCUCAAAAGACAACUGGAGGAGGAGACAAAGGUGAGAGAUAAAUAUGUUAAUCCGAAGAUAUUUAAAAUACUGUAAUCUAUCACUUCAUCCUUAGCUAUUGAUACGAAAUGUGUGAAAAUAUUUGUCUCCCAGGCAAAGAAUGCACUAGCCCAUGCAGUGCAGUCUGCUCGACAUGAUGGUGACCUGCUUAGAGAGCAGUAUGAGGAGGAGCAGGAGGCCAAGGCUGAGCUGCAGCGUGGCAUGUCCAAGGCUAACUCUGAGGUGGCUCAGUGGAGAACUAAGUAUGAGACUGAUGCCAUUCAGAAGACUGAGGAGCUGGAGGAAGCCAAGUAAGAAAUCAUGACAGUAAUUUAUUAACUCUUCUACUAAAAUGUUCUCCAAAGAAAGACACUGUUUCUCUUCUAGCAGAUAGGCUUUUUGUUUGUGUUAUGUUUCUUCUAAAAUGUAAGACGAACAAAAAGUUUGUCUGAUAGCUGACCACGCAGCUAUUAGUAGGGAGGUAAAGUAUCCAAGGUUCAUUUACCUAUGAAGCAAAACAAAUUUCACUGCAGGCACUAAAUGUCUCCUGUUUCUGAUUCUUUAAUCCAGGAAGAAACUGGCUCAGCGCCUGCAGGAUGCUGAAGAAGCUGUGGAGGCAGUGAACGCCAAGUGUUCCUCCCUGGAAAAGACCAAACACAGACUGCAGAAUGAGAUUGAAGAUCUCAUGGUGGAUGUGGAGAGGUCUAAUGCCGCUGCUGCCGCUCUGGACAAGAAACAAAGAAACUUUGACAAAGUAAACAUUUUAAGCCAUAGAUAAAUAUGCAAAAUUAUAGGUUCAUGAUCCUUUCUUUCAAAGGACAUUUUUGUUUGAUUGUUUCCAACAGGUUCUGUCUGAGUGGAAGCAGAAGUAUGAGGAGUCUCAGUGUGAGCUAGAGAGCUCCCAGAAAGAGGCCAGGUCUCUGAGCACUGAACUCUUCAAGCUGAAGAACUCUUAUGAGGAAUCUUUGGAUCAGCUUGAGACAAUGAAGAGGGAGAACAAGAACCUCCAAGGUAAGCUCAGUACAGGCAUGUAUAUAUUUAAUUAAUGUCAACAAAGCAAUCUAAAUGCCACUGUAUGGCCUUAACCUCACAGAGGAGAUUUCCGACCUUACUGAGCAACUUGGUGAAGGAGGAAAGAGCAUCCACGAGCUGGAGAAAAUCAGGAAACAGCUGGAACAGGAGAAAAGUGAGAUCCAAUCUGCUCUGGAGGAAGCUGAGGUAGGUUCCCUCUGUCCAGAAUCAAGUCAUAAUAUAUUGUACAUACUUAUACUGUACACCUUUAUAAUAAACCUGGACCAUUAUGAUCCAACAGGCUUCUCUGGAGCAUGAGGAGGGUAAGAUUCUGAGAGCCCAGCUUGAGUUUAAUCAGGUAAAGGCUGAUAUUGAGCGCAAGCUAACUGAGAAGGACGAGGAGAUGGAGCAGUCCAAAAGGAAUUUGCAGAGGGCCAUUGAUACCCUGCAGAGCUCUCUUGAGGCAGAGUGCCGGAGCAGGACUGAGGCCCUCAGGCUGAAAAAGAAGAUGGAGGGAGACCUCAAUGAGAUGGAAAUCCAGCUCAGUCAAUCCAACAGGCAGGCAUCAGAGGCCCAGAAACAGCUUAAGAGUGUUCAUGCUCAUCUGAAGGUAAAUUAUUUUAGGUCUAUAUCUGGAUCGGAGUGUCGGCUAAAUGACUCAAAUGUAAAUGUAAAUUUAAUAACCAACUGACAAUUCAUUAUACAAAUGUCUUCUAGGAUGCCCAACUCCAGUUAGAUGACUCUCUUCGUUCCAAUGAUGAUCUGAAGGAGAACAUUGCCAUUGUAGAGAGACGCAACAAUCUGAUGCAGGCAGAGUUGGAGGAGCUAAGAAGCUGUCUUGAACAGACUGAGAGAGGCCGCAAGCUGGCUGAGCAAGAGCUGCUGGACAUCAGUGAGAGGGUGCAGCUGCUGCACUCACAGGUGUGAAAAUGAUUAUUUAGGGUGCUUAUUAGUAGUAUGCUACUGAUGUAUUGUACAUAUCCUCUGGACUGUCCCGCUGUUUAACAGUGGAAACAUAUUUUCAUCUGUAGAACACCAGCCUGCUGAACCAAAAGAAGAAGCUGGAGGGCGACACAAACCAGCUUCAGACUGAGGUGGAGGAGGCAGUCCAGGAGUGCAGAAAUGCUGAAGAAAAGGCCAAGAAGGCCAUUACUGAUGCUGCCAUGAUGGCAGAGGAGUUGAAGAAGGAGCAGGACACCAGUUCUCACCUGGAGCGAAUGAAGAAGAACAUGGAGCAGACCAUCAAGGACCUGCAGCACCGCCUGGAUGAGGCAGAACAAAUCGCCAUGAAGGGGGGCAAGAAGCAGGUUCAGAAGCUGGAGAACAGGGUGAGUGUAUCUUUUUUACAGUAGAUGUACAUGCUGUGCAUUAGAGCCAUAUGCAAAACAGCAAUAAUGGACCCUGUUACAUAGCCUAGAUGUUAUUUUUAUGUCAUGACAGGUGAGGGAGCUGGAGAAUGAGGUCGAGGCUGAGCAGAAGAAGAGUGCUGAUGCAAUCAAAGGAAUUCGUAAAUAUGAGAGGCGUAUUAAGGAACUCACCUACCAGGUGAUCUUUUAUUUAUAUUGUUGUUACCAUGACAGGCAUGCAUAGUUUGUGCUUUUAAGCAACUGACUGCCAUUUGCUAUGGGUUCUGUCUUUACAGACUGAUGAGGACCGCAAGAAUAUGGCCCGCCUCCAAGACCUUGUCGAUAAGCUGCAGCUGAAGGUGAAAGCCUACAAAAGAGCUGCCGAGGAAGCUGUAAGUGUGGACUUACUUAUAACAUUGGGGACCUUUCGCUUGCUUGAGUGUAUUGGUCUCUGCUUUUGCUGUAAUUAUGCUUGUUGUGUUUCUGUGUCACAGGAGGAGCAGGCCAACAACCAUCUGGGAAAAUUCCGCAAAAUACAGCAUGAGCUGGACGAGGCUGAGGAAAGGGCCGACAUCGCUGAGUCUCAAGUCAACAAGCUGCGUGUCAAGAGCCGUGAUGUUGGUUCCAAG
Coregonus sp. 'balchen' is the source of this 12402-nucleotide messenger RNA. The record is from the annotation of a GenBank genome assembly. Lineage: Eukaryota; Metazoa; Chordata; Actinopteri; Salmoniformes; Salmonidae.